AGCACUUGAUCGAACAUCAGUCUUUUAACUAUCGAAAUGAGGUCCUCUUCAGCUCGGAGUGUUGUGGUGCUUCUGAGCAUCCUCCUUAAUAUCGAUCUAUUUGGGGUGCAGGCUGAAAGAAAGCUAAAGCUCCACAAGCUCGAGAAAUUCAAGGAGGACACUAGAUUUUUCGAAACCAAUUUAAGCUUCGUCGAGGUCGAGGAUAAUGUGGUUAAAGUUAACGGAGAGCUAAAGGUUAAAUAUCAAGUGGAUGACCACUUCGAGGUCGAUGUUGAAGUAAAUCGAUCCGAAGAACGCGAUGGGGAAUAUAAAUCGGUAUUUUAUGUAGCCAAAACUGGGGUUUGCAACUUUAUGAAGACCUAUUACAAGGAAUUCUUCUACGACCGACUCAAGGAAUACUCGAAUGCUCCGGAUCCAAGCACCUGUCCUCUGCCAGAAGGAGCUCACUACCACUUGGACGACUAUCCGUUGGACGUCAAAAUGCUGAAGUCUCUAUUGAAGCCGGGGCACUACCGUAUAGAGUUUAAGGCUAUGUUGGAUCAUCUUUUUUAUCCGUUAAUAUAUAAGGCAGAGUUGGAGGUGUUCGAAUGAAUCCAGAUGUUGUCGAUAUGUUCCAUAUAAUGCGCCUCUAUUUCGGGACUAAAAUUGAGUUUCUAAAUUAUCAAAAACAUUAAUCGGAUGUAUUUAAUAGUAUCAUUUGUGAUAGCAUUGAACUAGUUAGGCGAUUAAAAAAUUAAUUUGAAA
Messenger RNA from Drosophila suzukii, 744 nucleotides. RefSeq lists its product as uncharacterized. Lineage: Eukaryota; Metazoa; Arthropoda; Insecta; Diptera; Drosophilidae. The record is from RefSeq and is a predicted model, not a curated record.